CUGUACAUCAAACGGCGUCGUCGUGGACGUCGGCGUCAACGCCUUAACUCCGGGCGAUACAGCACGUUGUUAAAUUUGUCAUGAGAGCGAGCCGCUAUGGGAAUCGAGUCGAAGAGGUCGGAUUUCUUUUAAAAUUCAGAUCUUGUUUUGGCCGCGCCCGCAAUAAAGUUCCGGAUGCGACGUACGAAUAACUAAAGGAUAUAUAUAUUCCAACGAGUCCCGGCGACGAACAAAAAGUGCAGAAGAAGGAGGAGGAGGAGGAAAGGGAAAGUUUCGGCUACUAUACUCACGGAGUGAAACGGAGAAACUCUCUAGACAGGUUAGCGAUAGAGAGAAGGGAGGAAGAGGAUAUAACCCCGAGAAAGCAGCAGUAACGGCGACGUAGCAGCAGCGUCCCAAGAAAGAUGGGCGAGAGCUCGCCGGACUUGAGCCUACGGCUACGCCGUGGCAGCUCCGACUCGAGGGAUUCAUUUUACAUGGACUUUGCUCAGGGCAUAGACUCGGACAUCGAGGAGGUCACGAGGCCCACGGACAAUCUCGAUGAGCUGCUGGCCGAGUCGAUGGACAACGACAACGACGCGAUGCUGCCCGUCGUCAGCGAGGACAUCGCCACCAUACCCGAGGAGGCAUCGGAGGAGCUGAGGCUCGAGGAGGAGCAGGACGCUCUAGAGGCUGCCAGGCGAGAGGCUGCAGCGGCGGCGGCUGCGAAGAAGGAAGCGGAAAAAGACAAACUCACCAUGGACUGGCCGGGCUUACCCGCGACCCUGCCAUCGCCCGCCUCGCCCUCGGCCGUGAUCGUCUCGCCGGAGACGCUGUCGCGUCACAGCAGCAGCUCGCCGACUCGCGGCAGCGGCGGUGGCGUCGUGGGCACCGGAUGCGGCGGCGGCGGCGGCACCACCGGCAGCACCAACAGCACCGAGCGCGCCCUCAACAACACCGGCACCACCAGCCAAGCCAGCAAUUAUCAGCAGCAACACCAUCUUCAUCAACAUCAUCACCAUGACCAUCACAGUCAGCAUCAUCAUCAGAGUCAGAUGGGCAACGACACUCUCAAGAGCGAUCUGAAUUCGCAGCAGUCGCAGCCGUUGUUGCCCCAGUACGCCCUGGCGCUGUGUCAAAAUCAGCAGCAGCAGUCCAUGAUACCGGCCGUGUGCUACCCGGUGCCGAACUAUCUCGAAUUGGAGAUGACGACGGAUCGCCAUUACAAGCAUUCGGGAUGCGACGCCUUCUCCACGACACUGAGCGCUUUGUACGGCAAACUGCUGGUCGUCAUGGGUAUCGCCUUUCCCAUGGCCGAGGUCAUCUCCACCUACAUACCACCAUCGUUUUACGAGGCGUUCUAUCUGUACCUCUACAUCGGCAGUAUGCUAUUCCUCGUCAUCAUGUACCUCGUCACUUGUACGUGCUGCAAAUCCAAAAACAAAAACCAAAAGGAAGUGGACCUCGACUCGUCGCAGUCGUCGAGCGGCCUCGGCGCCGACAGCGACAGUCCCGAGCGCGGCGGCGGCGGCGACGUCGGCAUCGUCGUCGGCAGCCUGGGCCAGCUGCAGCACAAGCCCGCCCAGCACUACGGCAGCUUCUACCUGCGCAUGGGCGCGGUGGCCUUCGGCGUCGGCUCGAUGAUCUACUCGGGCCUCGAGUUCGGCCAGUACUUCGAGCUCGAGCGCAACACCAAGUGCCACAACAUCAUGCUGGCCCUGACCCCGGCCACCAGGAUGGCGUUCAUCUUCAUACAGAUGUACUUUAUCUUUCUCAACGACAAGCAAAUGAAGGUCUACAGUCACAGGAUGCUGUCGCGCUUCGGGCUCAUGCACAUGAUCGGAACGAAUCUCUCGGUCUGGCUCAACGUCCUGAUCCAGGAGACCAAGCACGAGAUUCUCACCUUCUACAAUCCCGAGAACAACACCUUGAGGAUCUCGCACAGGCUAGGUACGAAAGCCGGCCACAUACAUCUGAACAGCGGCGGCACCGGCACCGGCCACGUGCAUCACGUCGCCGCGGAGCAUCACUCGCGGCUGCCGCGCGGCCUCAAGGGCCCGCACCACAUGUUCGAGUGCCGGCGCACCAAUAUCAUGGGCUCGCUCGUCCAGGACGCCAGCCCCUUCUUGUUUCCCUGCACCAUCGAGUACAGUCUCAUCUGCGCGGCCAUACUCUACGUCAUGUGGAAGAACAUCUGUAAAACGUCGCCGAGCAGCAAGCCGCGCACACCGCCCGCGGCUGCUGCGGCAGCGGCGGCGGCCCGCCACCACAGCCACGCCUACAGACGCUCGCCCCAUCAUUACAGCGUGGACUGCGCCGGCGCCCACAAGGGUCUGUUCCUGGGCAUUCUCAUCCUCGUGCUGACCAUCAUCUCGCUCAUCCUGUUCUUCGUGCUGACCUCGCGACCCGAGCUCGUCAGUCUGGCCGUGACCGAGGUCAACAUCUGCGAGCUGACCCUGUACGGCAUGUCGACCCUGGCCACCCUCGUCGGCAUGUGUCGCAUGCGCAAGCUGCGCUACGACGGCAGCCGCAAUCUCGAGCUCGACAACAUACUGCUCGUGGGCGCGCAGACCGGCAUGUUCAUCUACUCGACCUUCACGAUAAUCGGCAGCCACUUCACCCUGGAGAAGCACACGGUGCUCGUGCUGAUCACGGCGCUGGCGAGCGUCGUCCAGACCACCUGCCAGACCAUCUUCAUUCUGGACGCCUCGAGGCGCUCCGUGUCGACGGCCGACCACAUGAAGCGCAAACCCGGCCGCGAGAUAGUCACGUUCCUGCUGGUGACCAAUCUCGCCAUGUGGGCCAUCAACACCCUGGAGAAGUCCAGGGCCGAGUCGCAUCCCGUGCAGCUGCACUUCUACGGCCUGUGGGCCUGGACCAUCAUCACUCACGUAUCUAUGCCCUUGGCUAUCUUCUACAGGUUCCACAGCACAGUCUGCCUGUGCGAGAUCUGGAAGAAGGCGUACAAAGUCAAGCCGACCUACAUGUGACGCAAGCACUCGUCGACAGAGUCGUCGCGUCGACGCCACAGGCGCUCGGUGGCAGCCGCCAGGGCCUGUCUGGCCCAGCGGCCGAAUAAUCUGCCGGCGCGACUGAACAGCAUCGCCGAGAACGAUCCGACCUCGUUCAUUUGAUCGCUCAGUCUGGCAAAGCUCCAGGAGAUCGCCGCGCAGCGCGUGCCCCCGAGACGCUCCAUACUCAUUCUCAGGGACGAGCUGUAAAAACAACAACUGAAACACGAGAAAACCGAAAAAAAGAAAAGAAAACGAAACGAGCGAUUUAUAUUAUUAAUGAAUGUAUCGUGCGUGAGAUGAUCGAUGUAAUAAUCGUUGUGUUGUGACAAGCUGUGAUUGCGAUAAUUCCGCGAGAUUCCUCUCUCCACCACACACGCCUAUAAUUGUAUCGUAUGGAAUUUUUGAGCUCCAAGAGCUCUCUGUGUGUCUCUGCGAGUGCGCUUCGAAUCACGUAGAUUCGAGUCGAAAAAUCACGUAGAUUCGAGCGAACUGCAAUUUCGGCCUUGCCUUCGACUCAUCAACCUUGUGCUGUCGUUACAUACUGUGUAAACCUUGACAUGUCCGAUCUGUGAUUACGAAUUUUUUGACAGAAUCCGAAAAAAAAAACAAUCGUAGGAUAUCCCGCUCUUAUGUAGAAGUCGAGCAAAUUCGUAUGUAUUGGCCCAUUGACUCGAAAAAAUUUUAAUUGUUUUCGAUAUCAGCCAGCUUAUAAGUGUAAAGAUAUUUGCCACGCGACAAUGCGUAUAAUCACGAGAAAGCUUGACUAUAAAAUUGCUUAGAGGCUUUUUUGUCCAUUAGAAGUAUAUCGCUAGAUGAACGAUAGAAAAUUUCUCGCAUUUAACUGAGUUAAGAAACAAAAUUACCGUAGUAUAAAAGAUUAGAUAGGCGAAAGGACCAUUCUGAGUUGUGGAUAAUCAAUUUUUUCCAGAAAAAAUUAUAUCUUUUUAUACCUGAAAAAAAAUGAGGAAAUAUUCUAUACC
Molecule: messenger RNA, 3973 nt
Organism: Trichogramma pretiosum
Lineage: Eukaryota; Metazoa; Arthropoda; Insecta; Hymenoptera; Trichogrammatidae
Exons: 10
Coding region: 405-2969 (854 amino acids)
Biological process (GO): proton transmembrane transport
Cellular component (GO): membrane
Molecular function (GO): proton channel activity
Source: RefSeq, a predicted model, not a curated record